Microthlaspi erraticum is the source of this 1845-nucleotide messenger RNA. NCBI's taxonomy places the organism in Eukaryota, Viridiplantae, Streptophyta, Magnoliopsida, Brassicales, Brassicaceae. The record is from the annotation of a GenBank genome assembly.
AUGGAAUUCUCAGCCUCCAAGCGUCCGGCGACGGCCGAGGAAGUACACUUCCGCCUUCUAUGUCCCGCCUCAAGGACUGGUGCGAUUAUCGGAAAAGCCGGCUCCGUCAUUCGCCACCUCCAAUCUGUCACCGGUUCCAAAAUCCGCGUCAUCGAUGAUAUCCCCGUUCCUUCCGAAGAGCGUGUAGUGUUGAUAAUCGCACCACACGAAGGAAGGAAAGAUCACACGAAGAAGGACGAGUCAAAUGGAUGCGAUUCGGAACUCCCUAUCUCGGAGGAGACGAAGCAAGAGAAAGUCAGCGAGUGUGCUGAAGCCGGAGAUAAACCCGACGAGGAAGCGCCGUCUUCGGGGCAGAUGGCUUUGGUUAGGGUUUUGGAGAGGAUAGUGUUUGGGGACGAUGCCGAUUCCGCCGACGGCGUUGAAUUGGAAAAAGGUGAGUGCGAAGGUCUGUGUAGGAUGAUCGUCCGAGGCAAUCAAGUCGAUUUCCUGAUGAGUCAAGGAGGGCAAAUGUUGCAGAGGAUCAUAGAAGAUAGUGGAGCUAACGUUAGGAUUGCAUCAGAUCAGAUUCCUCCUUGUGCGUUCCCUGGAGAUGUUGUGAUUCAGAUAACCGGAAAGUUCUCGACUGUGAAGAAGGCGCUUUUGUUGAUCACAAACUGUCUUCAAGAGAGUAAUGCGCCUCCGACUUGGGAGGAUUGUCCAUUUCCGCAGCCUGGUUAUCCGCCGGAUUAUCAUUCCAUGGAGUAUCAUCAAUGGGAUCAUCCUCCUAAUCCAAUGCCUGAAGACGUCGGAGCGUUUAAUAGACCACCGAUUGUUGAAGAGGACGUCGCAUUCAGGCUGCUAUGCCCGGCUGAUAAAGUUGGGAGCUUGAUAGGGAAACAUGGAGCUGUGGUUCGAGCUCUGCAGAACGAAACCGGUGCAUCAAUCAAGAUAUCGGAUCCAACUCAUGAUUCAGAGGAGCGGAUUGUUGUGAUAUCUGCACGAGAGAACUUGGAGAGAGGGCAUUCUCUUGCUCAGGACGCUGUGAUGCGUGUGCAUAAUAGAAUCGUUGAGAUUGGAUUCGAACCUACUGCUGCAGUGGUUGCUCGGCUUCUUGUACAUUCUCCGUUUAUUGGACGUUUGUUGGGUAAAGGAGGUCAUUUGAUAAGUGAAAUGAGGAGAGCGACUGGUGCUGGCAUCCGCGUCUUUGCCAAAGAUCAAGCCACAAAGUAUGAGUCUCAACAUGAUGAGAUUGUGCAGAUCAUUGGCAAUGUGAAGACUGUUCAAGAUGCUUUGUUUCAAAUAACAAGUAGGCUUCGUGAAGCAAUGUUUCCUGGAAGGUUUCCUUUCCAAGGAAUGGGUGGUCCACCUCCGCCGCCAUUCAUGGGUCCGUAUCCAGAACCGCCUCCUCCAUUUGGACCGAGACAGUAUCCAGCUUCUCCAGAUCGUUACCAUUCUCCACUAGGAUCGUUCCAUGAGAGGCAUGGUCAUGGUCAUGGUCCUGGAUUUGACAGGCCACCUUCCCCAAUGUCUUGGACCCCGCAGCCAGGUAUUGAUGGCCAUCCCGGUGGUAUGGUUCCUGAUGCGAACCACGAGUUUGCUUUGAGGAAUGAGCCCAUUGGCAGCGAGAAUCCGGCAAUGACAAGUGCAGAUGUGGAGAUUGUGGUUCCUCAAGCAUACUUAGGCCAUGUCUAUGGUGAGAACUGCAGUAACCUGAAUUACAUCAAGCAGGUAUCAGGAGCGAACGUGGUUGUGCAUGAUCCAAAGGCAGGGACUACAGAGGGACUCGUGGUUCUCUCAGGCACAUCGGAUCAAGCUCACUUUGCUCAGAGCCUUCUUCAUGCUUUCAUUCUAUGUGGCCAAUCUUGA